AUGGUAAAUGACUUGGGGAAGUUAGUGUCUAUUAUGGAAUACAUUGAUGAGACUAUUUUUGAAAGGCGAUAUGGGAGAAUUGCACAACUAAUGAGGUUACCCGUACAAGCAGCAGCAAUCAAAGCCCUACUGAAUUUUUGGGAUCCUAGUUAUCGGAGUUUUACCUUUGGGAACAUUGAUAUGACACCGACUUUGGAGGAAUAUGAAAGGAUUCUAGAUUUUCCAAACGACAGCCACAGGAUCUACCUAAGGCGAAGAUUUGAAGAUACAGCUUCGGAGGUAAUCACUUUAUUAGGCUUGGGAAAAAUCAGUCAAUGUAGAGUCGCCGAUGGGGGUUUCAAAUGGAAAGUCAUUGAGGCCCGAAUGAAGAAAAAUGCUGAAGAAGGGAAGUUAGGAGAGGAACGAUACAGGUUGGUGGCCUUCGCCAUUUUUGGGCUAGUAUUGUUCCCUUCCGAAAUCGGAGUCAUCAGUUUGGAAGCAGCAAGUGUCUUCAUAGAAUACGAGCGUGACCAGAUCAAUCCUUCAUCAGCUAUUUUGGGAGAAACCAUGUUAUCACUCAAUCACUGCAGAAUGCAUGGAAAAGGAGCCAUGAGAUGUUGCACCCCUAUGUUGUAUUUAUGGAUUAUCAGUCAUAUCGAAACACCAAGGGACAUUUUUAACAACUUUUGGUGGUUUGACCUACGACCGUUAAAGGUUACCAUGGAUGAGACUUGGAAGAAUUGGGAUGAGAAAGCAUGGAUAGAUAAAUAUGCAGCAUUGCCAAGGAGCAACUUCAAAUGGAAAGCACCAUGGAUGAACAAUGCCAUCUGCACAAUGAGCUGUGGAAAUAAGAUAUGGGUUCCUUUGAUUGGUAUAACCGGGUACAUCAGCUACGCGCCCGCCCUAGUAACAAGACAGUUGGGUGGAAUGCAGUACGCGCCAAGAACCCUGGGUUUAGCUGAUUUCCAGCAGGUAUCCCAAAACCAGGGGGCAAACUCGGCCAAUGAACAACAUUUUGUGCCUAUCACCCCUAUCCAGCCAACUCACGCUCCAAUCACUGUGGACUUAACAGUGGAGGGAGUCCCGGAUAAUAGGUCUCCCAGUGUGAUGGACCAAGACAAGCUAUUUGCUCUAGAAGAAAGGUUAAGGGCAGUUGAGGAACAAGGGAUUAAAGCUGGGCGAAUAGCGAUGCCAGUGGAAAAGAAGGGUUUUAUUGGAAGAAAGAGAGAAGGCGAUGUUAACAAUCUGGAAGGUGGGUACAAGGGCAAGAGACCCGAGUUGGCUUGCGAGUACCAUGGGGGUAAUCCCGGGCAUGGGAUUGAAACCGGUUACGCUUUCAAGAAGAGGCUAUUGGAGCUUAUUAAGAUGGGAUGGGUAUCCUUUGAAGACAAGCCCAAUGUUAAUUCAAACCCAUUGCCUAAGCAUGCCCCAAAUAGUAGUGGAGUAGGCAUGAUCGAAGUGGGAAAUCAAUGCAAGGUAUUGAAGGUAUCCAUGAAGAAGUUGUAUGACAUGUUGGUACAAUCAGGAUUUUUAAAGACAAAAGGGGAGAGCCGUUUGGAGGGAUAUGAUUACUGUGAAUACCAUGGAAGAGAUGGACAUCAUAUUGAGGAUUGCAUCGAGUUUUGCGAAAAGAUUGCAAAAAUGCUAAAAAUAGGGGAGUUGAGGAUUGAACCCAUGAAGAGCAGCGGUGAGGUGAGUAUGAUGGAAGGUCGAGAUGAGAUGACAGGAGUAUGUAGGAUCCAACAAACAGCUAAGGGGCCACCAAGGCUAAUCUUGGUCAAACCUUCCUGCACAAAAGGAAACCACAAUGCCAUGCAUUACAAUUACGGCUAUACCUCCAACGUUCAAACUCCACUUCCCUUGUUCCAAACCGAGAUUAGUGGUUUGACUCGGAGUGGUCGUUGCUUUACGCCCAAGGAGUUGAGAAAGGCAAAGGGCAAAGAAGUGGUAGAUCUUGACAAAACACUAGAAGUUAAUAAGCCAGUAACAGAAGAGGAGUCGAAUGAAUUCUUGAAGUUGAUCAAGCAUAGCGAAUAUUGCAUAGUGGAUCAACUAAAGAAGACUCCAGCUAGGAUCUCCCUUAUGACCUUGAUACUCAGCUCUGAGCCGCAUCGAAACGCCUUGCAAAAGGUAUUGAAUGAGGCAUAUGUACCCCAAGACAUCGAACAUAAAACCAUGGAGCAUCUAGUGGGGAGGAUCCAUGCAACGAAUUACCUGUACUUCACAGCUGACGAGCUCGAUGCUGAAGGUACCGGACAUAACAAGCCUUUAUACAUUACGGUUAGGUGCAAGGACUGCCUCAUAGGAAAAGUACUCAUUGAUAAUGGCUCAGCCCUUAACGUGUUGCCAAAGCACAUGCUAGAAGAAAUGCCGAUCGAUGAAUCCCAUAUUAAGCCAAGUACUAUGAUGGCCAGAGCGUAUGACGGGUCGCCUAGGCCAAUAAUUGGGACUUUAGAAGUGGAGCUAUACGUGGGACCACAAAUGUUCCUAGUAACACUUCAGGUUAUGGAUAUCCACCCUUCCUAUAGUAUGUUGUUAGGAAGACCUUGGAUUCAUGCAGCGGGGGCAGUAGCUUCGUCAUUGCACCAAUGCCUGAAGUAUAUCAUGAAUGGGAUGUUGGUAACUGUCAAGGCCGAGGAGACAGUAUCCAUGACAAAGAAUGUAGCUGUGCCUUUUAUCGAAGCGGGUGAUUGCAAGGGUAACAAUAUCCAUGCCUUUGAGAUUGUGAACACCGACUGGGUGCCAGAGAACACAGUGCUAAGAAGGCCCAGGAUCUCAGAAGCAGCAAGGAUGGCAAGUCUAUGCUUCUUGAACCGCGAGAUCCCAUUUCAGUAUAACCUUAUUAUCGGGAUACCAGAAGGGGUUAAUCUGGCCGAAAGCCCUGAUCAAGAACUGUCAAACAUGAGCAUAAAUACCUUGGGGGAAAACAAGAUGGAAGGAGAUGAAAUGAAGACAGUAGCAAGAAAGGGAGAUGAAGCACUCCCACAACUGACGAUCUACACCAUAGAAGAAGUAUCCGCCAAGACCUUUGUGCGCAAGCUAGUAGAACAACAGGAACAGACUUGGAAGCCUAUCGCCGAGGAACUCGAAACCAUCAAUGUGGGUAGUGAUCAGCUCAAGAAAGAGUUGAAAAUAGGUACCUUAAUUACUUCUGAACAAAGGAUAAAAAUGAUCACCCUAUUACAAGAAUAUUCAGAUGUCUUUGCUUGGUCCUAUGAAGAUAUGCCGGGUUUGGAUACAAAUAUUGUAGUACACAAAAUACCGUUGGAAGAAGGUUGUAAGCCAGUCAAGCAGAAGCUGAGGAGGGCCCACCCAGAUGUCUGGAUCAAGGUCAAGGCAGAACUGGAGAAGCAAUGGGAUGCUGGCUUCCUAGAAGUAGUUAGAUAUCCACAAUGGGUAUCUAACGUUGUUGUGGUGCCUAAGAAGGAGGGGAAGAUUAGAGUUUGUGUGGAUUUUCGGAAUUUGAAUAGAGCUAGCCCUAAGGAUGAUUUUCCCCUACCACACAUAGAUGUUUUAGUAGAUAACGCUGCCCGGAGUUCCACUUAUUCCUUUAUGGAUGGUUUUUCAGGAUACAACCAGAUAAAAAUGGCUCUGGAGGAUAAGGCGAAAACAACUUUUGUCACACCUUGGGGGACGUUCUGCUACAAGGUCAUGCCAUUUGGAUUGAAGAAUGCAGGAGCAACCUAUCAAAGAGCAAUGGUGACUUUGUUCCACGACAUGAUGCACAAGGAAAUUGAGGUGUAUGUAGACGACAUGAUUGCCAAGUCUAAAAGGGGAGAGGAUCAUGUUGAAGUUUUGAGGAAGUUGUUUGAGAGGUUGAGGAAGAAUGAACUAAGGCUUAAUCCUGCAAAAUGUUCGUUCGGAGUUAAAUCGGGCAAGCUGUUAGGAUUUGUGGUAAGUGAUAGAGGUAUAGAGGUGGAUCCAGAUAAAGUAAGGGCCAUCCAAGCUAUGUCAUCCCCUAAGACGGAGAAAGAAGUAAGAGGAUUCUUGGGAAGGUUAAACUACAUUGCUCGGUUCAUAGCUCAGUUAACAACGACGUGUGAACCUAUAUUCCGACUACUAAGGAAAAAGAAUCCUGGAACCUGGAAUGAGGAGUGUGAGGAGGUAUUCAAUAAAAUCAAACACUAUUUACAAAAUCCACCUUUACUGGUUCCUCCGGUAUCGGGAAAACCUCUAGUAUUGUAUCUAACAGUGACUGAAGCAGCCAUGGGAUGUGUAUUGGGUCAGCAUGACGAAACCGGAAGGAAGGAAAGAGCUAUUUAUUACUUAAGUAAGAAAUUCACUGAAUGUGAGUCUAGAUACACGGAAAUAGAAAGGCUUUGUUGUGCGUUGGUGUGGGCGGCAAAGAGGUUGCGACAUUAUAUGUUAUACUAUACCACUUGGUUGAUUUCAAAGGUGGAUCCUCUGAGGUACAUUUGUAACAAGCCCUUUCUCUCAAGUCGAAUUGCAAGGUGGCAAGUUUUAUUAGCAGAAUAUGACAUAGUAUAUAUGACAAGGAAAGCCGUAAAAGGAAGUGCAAUCGCGGACCAUCUGGCCGAUAAUGCUGUUGAAGAUUACGAACCUUUGGAUUUUGACUUCCCCGAUGAAGAUAUAUUGUCAAUAGAGAAAGAAGAAGAAAAGACAGAUUGGUGGACGAUGUUUUUUGACGGUGCAGUGAAUGUAUAUGGUAACGGGGCCGGUGCGGUAAUAAUCUCUCCUGAUAAGAAACAGUAUCCAGUUUCGGUUAAACUACAUUUCGAGUGCACCAACAAUACAGCUGAGUAUGAAGCUUGUAUCCUCGGUUUAGAAGCGGCAUUAGAGUUGAAGAUAAAGAAGUUAGAUGUAUACGGAGAUUCAAUGUUGAUUAUCUGUCAGGUUAAGGGGGAAUGGCAAACCAAGGAGGAAAAGUUGAGGCCGUACCAGGAAUACCUGUCCACGCUAGCAAAGGAAUUUGAAGAAAUUAGAUUCACCCAUCUGGGAAGAGAGGGGAACCAUUUUGCAGAUGCUUUGGCCACGCUAGCUGCUAUGACUACCAUUGAUCUCAAGUGCAAGGUACAACCGGUACACAUUGACAUUAGAAAUGACCCAGCUCACUGUUGCUUAGUUGAAGGAGAGAUAGACGGACAUCCUUGGUAUUAUGAUAUCAAGAACCUUGUGCAAAAUCACGAAUAUCCGGUGGGAGCUUCCAAAACGGAUAAGAAAACUUUGAGAAGGUUGGCUAUAGACUUCUAUUUAGAUGGAGAGAUUUUGUACAAAAGAUCAUUUGAUGGGACCCUACUAAGGUGUUUGAAUGAGGCAGAUGCUAGAAAGGCAUUACGGGAGGUCCAUGAGGGGAUUUGCUCAACCCAUGCUAGCGGGCAUAUGAUAGCGAGGAAAAUCCAAAGGGCUGGUUAUUUUUGGAUGACACUAGAGAAAGACUGCAUCGAUUAUGUCAGGAAAUGUCAUAAAUGUCAAGUUUACAGUGACAAGGUCAGUAUGCCACCAGCUCCUCUAUUUAAUCUAAUAUCCCCUUGGCCAUUUACAAUGUGGGGAAUUGACGUGAUCGGGCCUGUUAACCCAAAAGCUAGCAAUGGUCAUAGAUUCAUCCUCGUAGCUAUUGACUACUUCACAAAAUGGGUAGAAGCUAGUUCAUAUGCCCACGUAACACAGAACGUAGUGAAGAGGUUUAUAGAAAAGGACUUGAUUUGUCGAUAUGGUCCUCCUGAAAGGAUAGUGACAGAUAAUGCACAGAAUUUCAAUGGCAAAAUGAUAGCGGAGCUGUGUACUAAAUGGAAAAUCAAGCAUUCGAAGUCUUCACCAUACCGACCAAAGAUGAAUGGCGCAGUAGAAGCCGCCAACAAGAACAUCAAGAAGAUUAUUCAGAAAAUGGUAGUCACAUAUAGAGAUUGGCAUGAGAUGUUGUCAUUCGCACUUCACGCAUACCGCACUACAGUCAGGACCUCGACAGGGACUACCCCAUAUUCUUUGGUAUACGGUAUGGAGGCAGUAAUGCCGUUGGAAGUGGAAAUCCCAUCGUUAAGAGUAUUAAUGGAUUCCGAACUAGAAGAGGCUGAGUGGGCCAAAGUGAGAUAUGAGCAACUGAACUUGAUCAGCGAAAAGAGGAUAGCUGCAAUAUGUCAUCACCAACUUUACCAGAAACGAAUGGCCAAGGCAUAUGAUAAGAAGGUUAGACCGCGGUUGUUUCAAGAAGGGGAUCUAGUAUUGAAGAAAAUAUUGUCGUUACCUGGAGACGAUCAAAGCAAAUGGGCACCGAAUUACGAGGGUCCUUACAUAGUAAAGAAGGCAUUCUCAGGAGGAGCGCUGAAGUUGGCUAGAAUGGAUGGAGAAGACCUAGCUCGACCUGUGAAUUCUGACUCUGUAAAAAGAUAUUAUGCUUGAUGUAGGCUCCUAAAUCAAUAAAGCAAAG
Messenger RNA from Populus trichocarpa (black cottonwood), 6364 nucleotides. RefSeq lists its product as uncharacterized. The transcript has 5 exons. Bases 1 to 6336 code for a protein of 2111 amino acids. Gene Ontology annotation, molecular function: nucleic acid binding; RNA-DNA hybrid ribonuclease activity. Gene Ontology annotation, biological process: DNA integration. NCBI's taxonomy places the organism in Eukaryota, Viridiplantae, Streptophyta, Magnoliopsida, Malpighiales, Salicaceae. The record is from RefSeq and is a predicted model, not a curated record.